Molecule: messenger RNA, 810 nt
Organism: Grosmannia clavigera kw1407
Lineage: Eukaryota; Fungi; Ascomycota; Sordariomycetes; Ophiostomatales; Ophiostomataceae
Exons: 4
Coding region: 1-810 (269 amino acids)
Biological process (GO): mycotoxin biosynthetic process
Source: RefSeq, a predicted model, not a curated record
AUGCCUAAGCUUUACCACUCAGUCCCUCUCGAUGAGGAGAAGGAUGGAGCAUCAUUCAGCCGUACAUUAAGCAGCGACUCAGACUGGGAUGGCGUCAUUCCUAAAGCCCGCCGUCAACUUAGCAGCCACUGGUCUUGGCUGAUCCAUGCCGUGCUGCUCACCGUCUCCGGCACACUCUUCGCCGUCUCUUUCUGCGCACGCACUGCAAAGCCAGACGAUACCUUGUACACAAAACUGUACUCGUCGUACUCCCCCGCCGCGAAUGUGGUCAAGUAUGAGACUACCCGGUUCACCAACCUGACACCCGUCGUGGAAGGCCCUUUUGUAGGCUACGGGCCUGAAGUUGACCUGGCAUGGGAUUAUAUUGCAAAUGACAUCGGUGAUACGAUGAUCUCGGAGAAAGAGCUCGACGACCUCGGACUUCCACGAAACUCGCUAAAGAUCGCCCACCCAAAGACCGGAGAGGUCGGCUACCGGGCCGCACUGGAAGUCUUUCACCAGCUCCACUGUCUAAACCUGGUUCGGCAGGCUGUGUACAAGGAUUACUAUAAGGAGCACGGAGGUGACGUUGGCGAGGCGGAGAGCAAAGAGGACCUGAUGGGACAUGUCGACCAUUGCAUUGAGACGCUGCGGACAAAUCUCAUGUGCCAGAGCGACAUUGGCGUCUUCACCUUCAAGCUGUUCCCCGAGUACGGCUUUCCUGAUGACGACUACUGGCCCGACUUCAACACUCUGCAUACGUGUCGUAACUUCGAAGCCAUCCGCACGUGGGCCGUGGAUCAUACUGUGUCUUGGGACCACAAUGUUUGA